Messenger RNA from Gorilla gorilla gorilla (western lowland gorilla), 1344 nucleotides. RefSeq names its product negative elongation factor complex member E (gene NELFE). Gene Ontology annotation, cellular component: NELF complex. Gene Ontology annotation, biological process: negative regulation of transcription elongation by RNA polymerase II. The transcript is spliced from 11 exons. The coding region runs from base 135 to 1271 and encodes 378 amino acids. NCBI's taxonomy places the organism in Eukaryota, Metazoa, Chordata, Mammalia, Primates, Hominidae. Gene Ontology annotation, molecular function: RNA binding. The record is from RefSeq and is a predicted model, not a curated record.
CGCGCCUGGGGCCGCCUUGGUUACCGCGUUUUGCGCUCCUCGCUACGUCAUCGUUGUGAGCCCGCUAUCAGCGGCCAGCGCGGGCGCGGCCGGAGACCGUGGGGCCUCCGGUUGCCGCCCCCUCGGGAGCCACCAUGUUGGUGAUACCCCCCGGACUGAGCGAGGAAGAGGAGGCUCUGCAGAAGAAAUUCAACAAACUCAAGAAAAAGAAAAAGGCAUUGCUGGCUCUGAAGAAGCAAAGUAGCAGCAGCACAACCAGCCAAGGUGGUGUCAAACGCUCACUAUCAGAGCAGCCUGUCGUGGACACAGCCACAGCAACAGAGCAGGCAAAGCAGCUGGUGAAGUCAGGAGCCAUCAGUGCCAUCAAGGCUGAGACCAAGAACUCAGGCUUCAAGCGUUCUCGAACCCUUGAGGGGAAGUUAAAGGACCCCGAGAAGGGACCAGUCCCCACUUUCCAGCCGUUCCAGAGGAGCAUAUCUGCUGAUGAUGACCUGCAAGAGUCAUCCAGACGUCCCCAGAGGAAAUCUCUGUAUGAGAGCUUUGUGUCUUCUAGUGAUCGACUUCGAGAACUAGGACCAGAUGGAGAAGAGGCAGAGGGCCCAGGGGCUGGUGAUGGUCCCCCUCGAAGCUUUGACUGGGGCUAUGAAGAACGCAGUGGUGCCCACUCCUCAGCCUCCCCUCCCCGAAGCCGCAGCCGGGACCGCAGCCACGAGAGGAACCGGGACAGAGACCGAGAUCGGGAGCGGGAUCGAGACAGAGACAGAGAGCGGGACAGGGAUCGGGAUCGGGAUCGGGAUCGAGAUCGAGACCGGGAACGGGACAGGGAUCGGGAGCGGGAUCGAGACCGAGACCGAGAGGGUCCUUUCCGCAGGUCAGAUUCAUUCCCUGAACGGCGAGCCCCUAGGAAAGGGAAUACCCUCUAUGUAUAUGGAGAAGACAUGACACCCACCCUUCUCCGUGGGGCCUUCUCUCCUUUUGGAAACAUCAUUGACCUCUCCAUGGACCCACCCAGAAACUGUGCCUUCGUCACCUAUGAAAAGAUGGAGUCAGCAGAUCAGGCCGUUGCUGAGCUCAACGGGACCCAGGUGGAGUCCGUACAGCUCAAAGUCAACAUAGCCCGAAAACAGCCCAUGCUGGAUGCCGCUACUGGCAAGUCUGUCUGGGGCUCCCUCGCUGUCCAGAACAGCCCUAAGGGUUGCCACCGGGACAAGAGGACCCAGAUUGUCUACAGUGAUGACGUCUACAAGGAAAACCUUGUGGAUGGCUUCUAGGGAACAGAGCUGGAUUCCUUGUGCCUCAUAUGCCCCAAUGCUGGUCUCAGUAAAACACUGAGGUGGAAGCUUA